ACAGACAUAGAGAGAGAAUUCCAAAAGGGUUUGUUAGGUGAAAGAGGAAAAGAAAAGAAAGUAGCAGCAUAAUAAUAUAGAGUUUUUCAAGAAAGAAGACAUUGUGUCUAGUAGAUGUAGUGUAAAAAAGGAGGCAAUAUAAAAGUAAAAUUGCAGCAUUUGUGUCUCUGUAAUACUCAACAUACUUUCCUUUUUCCAAAGCUUCUUUGUCCCCCACACAACUUUUUUUUUUUUUUUUUCUUUCUUCCACAUUUUCCGGUGACUUUUUUCGCCUGAAUAAUACUCUUCCGGUUACCGGAAUAUCAAGAAACUUGUUUACUUCAUUUCUGAGUUCAAGGAUGUAAAGUUUCUGUUUGAUCCAUUAUUGAGUUUAAAUUUGUCCUAGCUUGAAUAAGAGAAAAUGAAGAUGCCUGGAAAUGGUGCUCAGGUUGGUGGUGGCAAUGCUAAUCCCACUGAAGCAGAGAAGAAGAGCAUAAAUCCAGAUCUAUGGCAAGCUUGCGCUGGGCCUCUGGUGAACUUGCCGGUCGCUGGGACCCACGUUGUCUACUUCCCUCAAGGCCACAGUGAACAGGUUGCAGCGUCUAUCAAGAAAGAUGUGGAAGCCCAAAUUCCAAACUAUCCAAACCUUCCGUCAAAGUUAAUUUGUCUUCUGCACAAUGUCACCCUCCAUGCUGAUCCUGAAACAGAUGAAGUAUAUGCCCAAAUGACACUACAACCAGUUCCUUCGUUUGACAAGGAGGCAUUAUUGAGGUCAGAUUUGUCUAUGAAAGCAAAUAAACCACAGCCAGAAUUUUUUUGCAAAACCUUGACGGCUAGUGAUACAAGCACUCAUGGAGGUUUCUCUGUGCCUCGGCGUGCAGCUGAGAAAAUAUUCCCUCCUCUGGAUUACACGCUGCAACCACCUGCUCAAGAACUUGUGGCUAGAGACUUGCAUGAUAACAUAUGGACCUUUCGACAUGUUUAUCGAGGGCAACCCAAACGACACUUGCUAACAACAGGGUGGAGCCUAGUCGUGAGUGGAAAAAGGCUUUUUGCAGGUGACUCGGUCUUGUUUAUUAGGGAUGAGAAGCACCAGUUUCAACUAGGAAUUAGAAAGGCAAACAGGCAGCCUACCAACUUAUCGUCAUCAGUGUUGUCAAGUGAUAGCAUGCAUAUCGGUAUCCUAGCAGCAGCAGCACAUGCAGCUGCAAACAACAGUCCUUUCACCGUGUUUUAUAACCCAAGGGCUGGUCCUUCUGAAUUCGUAAUUCCUUUAGCAAAGUACUACAAAGCAACUUAUAGCAGUCAAGUAUCUCUUGGCAUGCGGUUUCGAAUGAUGUUUGAGACAGAAGAAUCGGGAACUAGAAGGUAUAUGGGAACAAUUACUGGCAUUAGUGAUCUAGAUCCAGUGAGGUGGAAGAACUCUCAGUGGCGGAAUUUGCAGGUUGGUUGGGAUGAAUCAACUGCUGGGGAGAGGAUCAACCGAGUCUCUAUUUGGGAGAUUGAACCGAUAACAGCACCCUUUUUGAUCUGUUCCAGUCCAUUCUUCAACUCCAAGCGUCCAAGGCAACCUGGAAUGCCAGAUAGUGAUUAUUCUGACCUUGAUGGCAUGUUCAAGAGGACGAUGCCAUGGCUUGGUGAUGAUUUUGGCAUGACGGAUCCUCAAGGUCUGCCCGGUCUUAGCUUAGUCCAGUGGAUGAACAUGCAAAAAAACCCUUCUCUGGCUAACCCGAUGCUCCCCAACUAUUUGAAUUCCCUAUCCGGUUCUGCUCUACAAAACCUUGCUGGAGCAGACCUAUCACGCCAGCUAGGUUUGGCAGCACCACAGUUUCAGCAGCAGCAGCACAACUUGCAGUUUAAUACCCAUAGACCAAACCAACAGGGCCAACAGCUCGACCAGCUCCAGAAGUUACAAGCAGCAACACUGAACCCAUUAGACUCCAUUAUGCAAUCGCAACAACAGUUAUCUGAUGUCAGUCAGCAACCGAGACAAAAUCCAACUAAUCAAUCACUGCCUACCACUCAAGUUCAUACACAACAUCUGCAAGCUCAGAAUCUUGUGCAAUCUCAGAAUGUUCUUCCUCCGCAGCAAUCAAUUCAAAACCAGCUGCAGAGAAACCAACAACAACAGAUUCCGAGUCAAACUCAGCAGCAAAGUUUCGUGCCAUCCCAGCCCUCCGAUCAAGUUAACCAACAGCAGCAUUUCUCUGAUAAUAACCCAGCACAGUUUCAGCUUCUACAGAAACUGCAUCAACAAAAAUCACUUCUAGCACAACAAGCUUCAUUGCAACAACCUUCGCAACUUGGGCCAAUCCAGGAUCAGCAGAAGCAGCUCUUGGAUGUAUCACAGAACUUUUCCAGGUCACUUGCGACGAGCCAAAUGUUGGAUGCGUCUCAAACCAUGUCCACUUCACUUCCUCACUCGCAAGUUGUUCCGCAGCAAAUGACAAGAAUAAAUAGCCAGUCUAAUCUUCGGUUUGCCCAGCCAACUCAGCAACCGAAACUUCAGCAACAGCAGCAGCAGCAGCAGCAAUCUGGAAACCUAUCAGACCUAUCUGGAUCAGUUAGCUACUCUCAACCCCGAACAACUUAUCAGCUUUCCACAAAUGGAAGUAGUUUAACAGGAACUGCAGGCGGAGGGCAGUCUGUGGUAAUUGAUGAUGUCCCAUCAUGGUGCACCUCGGUAUCCACUAACAACUGUCAAAAUGUAGUUCAGCCAAAUAUGAAUGGUCGAAUCCAUGGAAGCACAGGUGCACGAGAUGAAACAACCCACUGUUCUGGGCCCCUUUUAAAUUCAAGCGGGUUAGAAGCUAUGUCUGCUAAUAACAUCCUGGUUAAAGAGUUGCAGCAAAAAUCUGAUGUUAAACCUUCAGUAAAUGUCUCCAAGAACCAGAACCAUGGAUUUUUGGCACCUCAAACUCUUAACACUUCAGGACUCCAAUUUGAUUAUUUGGAUAGUUCAUCUUCAGCAACUUCGGCUUGCCUUUCCCAAAAUGAUGCUCAGUUGCAGCAGAAUACAGACCCAUUAUCUUGUAGUUCUCAGCCAUUGAUAUUCAGAGAUAGUCCAGAUGGAGAAGUUCAGGGUGACCCGAGAAACAAUGUAGCUUUUGGAGCAAAUAUGGAAAAUCAGUUAGGACUUCCUAUGAUGCCUGCUAAUCCUUUGAUCACAAAGAGCUCAGUGGGAUCGAGGAAGGAUUUCUCAGAAAAUCUCUCAUCAGGAGGAGGCAUGCUCUCCAGCUAUGAGAACCCUAAGGAAGCACAGCCUGAACUCUUGGCCUCAAUGGCUAAUGAGUAUAUGACCUUUAAUUCAAUUGAUUCUACUAUCAAUGAUGGUAACUUCAUGGAUAGAGGUGGCUGGGAGCCACCGCCUCAACUGCCUCGUUUGCGAACAUAUACCAAGGUGUACAAGCGUGGUGCGGUGGGAAGAUCAAUUGAUAUCGCACGCUACUCAGGCUAUGAGGAACUUAAACUGGAUUUGGCUCGUAGGUUUGGUAUAGAGGGACAACUGGAGGACAGACAAAGAAUAGGAUGGAAGCUUGUGUAUGUUGAUCACGAGAAAGAUGUUCUCCUGGUUGGGGAUGACCCUUGGGAGGAAUUUGUGAGCUGUGUCCGCUGCAUCAAGAUUCUUUCUCCACAAGAAGUUCAACAAAUGAGCUUGGAUGGAGAUUUUGGAGGUAGUGCCCUUCAAAACCAAGAUUGUAGCAGUUCAGACGCUGGAGAUGUGUAAUUAUAGCUGGCUAAAGUUGUUAACAAUUCUUUUGAAGCUGGAAACUUACACAAAUAUAGCUUCUAGGAAAUUUGUUGCUCAAGCAUGGUGGAAAGCUGUGCCACCAAAGUUUUUCCUUCUUGUAUACACCACAGUACAGUAUGCGAGCCAGCUCUUCGUGGGAUCUUGGUAUAUUUAAUGAUCCCUUGAUGUAAACAGAGCUGAUAUUGCAUGGUCCAGUCUAGGUUGGGAGCUCUGAUAUUGCGAAGGUUAAUCUGCUCUAGCAUAGUUAUUAAGGCAAUAGAAGUAUGGUGAUUGCCGCGAAACUAAUCAGAAUUUCUCUUGUUCCUUUGAGAGUUCCACAAGGUUUGAUAUAUCAGAGUGUAUAGUUGUGUAAAUAUACUCUUUUCUGUAAGAGAAAAUGGUUUAGAGUAAAAGAGAUAUUUUAUUGCUUUUGAUUGUUGUACAACAUGGGUGUGGUUAACCCCCUAUCUAUAUGAGAAGUUUUUUCAAUAA
Molecule: messenger RNA, 4201 nt
Organism: Lycium barbarum (goji berry)
Lineage: Eukaryota; Viridiplantae; Streptophyta; Magnoliopsida; Solanales; Solanaceae
Product: auxin response factor 19-like
Exons: 13
Coding region: 401-3706 (1101 amino acids)
Biological process (GO): regulation of DNA-templated transcription; response to hormone
Cellular component (GO): nucleus
Molecular function (GO): protein binding; DNA binding
Source: RefSeq, a predicted model, not a curated record